Messenger RNA from Xyrichtys novacula (pearly razorfish), 6326 nucleotides. Lineage: Eukaryota; Metazoa; Chordata; Actinopteri; Labriformes; Labridae. The record is from the annotation of a GenBank genome assembly.
CCGACACAGUUUUACAUUCUGCCCAGUUCGAUCGGCAACGGGAGCGGAAAGAGGAAAGCAGAGAGCCCGAAGGCAGCAGCCCCCACCACCGCCGGCCCAGGUUACCAUCUAGCACCGGGAAACACAGCAGAGAGCCGCCGCCGGCAGAAGCCAUUACCAACCAGUAGUAACCAUGAGCAGCGAGGCCGAGACACAACAACCACCGCAGCCUGCUGCCGAUGAGGAGAGCCCAUCCAGCCCGGCAGCCGCAGCUUCCGCGGGGGAUAAGAAGGUCAUCGGUAAGACUAAUAGAAACAAGCUAGUUAGCUUAGUGGCUAACGACAAAGCAAAGCCGAUGCGCCUAAGGAACGAUUGGUAACGUUUAUGAACCGAUCACUGGUUCAAUUGAGGUUAGACACCGUUAAAUCAGUUCGUGAACACUCAGUUGUGAAUCCCCCCCCCCCCCCACCGAAAAUUGAUAGCCUAUUUAAAAUAAAAAAGGUUAACUCCUCGUAAUCCUCUAAUGUAUCUUCCCAUCAUAUUAAGUAUCAACGUGUAUGUUUUAAACAGUUGAAAAAUCUUCAACGGUUUAUUUAAAUACUACACUCUCCAUAUUUUUCCUGGAAGCCAAUUAUAAAAUGUCAGUUGGAAGAUGGGCCGUUGUAUUAAGGCAAGCAAUACACGACUAGCUAUUAAUUUUUUUUCUUGAUAUUCGCGGAUGACAUCAACGGUUUUUCCUGCUGGCUGAAUUUUCAAAUCAUACAGGGGUCGUAGGAGCCAUGGCUCUUUCGUCUGAUUUUUCCAUUGACCACCUAACGUCAAUUAACCGUCACAGAUACCGGCUGGCUGUCACAUGCGCGGCCGUUGGGGCUGUUUCGGGGCAAUGCCAUCAGAAAACGUUAGCACACUCUUGAUUAAAUGCUGUACGGUUGGCCCCGGACCAGUCGACGUAGAUCGUUUUAACGUUAACGGUUCCUGUAAUUUUUAACAGUUAGCCACUUGUUAUGAUGUGCUUGUGGUUAUUUUAUAACGCUCGUUUAUCAGGCUAACCGUAACACCCUCUCCGUAAGACAGCUAGCGUUAGCUGUUAACCUCCCCUUUGUUCACACGGACGGCUCUGGCCCCCUGUUGGAAAUGUAUUAUUCAAGAAUAAUGUUAACACGUUCACGGACUUGUGUCAACCAUGGUUGGCAAAAUGAUGACGUCAAUGCCCGCUUCUCAGUGCGUUAAAAUAAAGUGUUUGUUUUUUCGCAUAAUUUCUGUCUAGUGUAUUGGCCUAACUCACAGGAGUGGCAGCGUUAGCUCGUUUGCUAACUAGGCUAAAGUAGCCUAGCCGACCGUCGUUUGUUAUUUCCAUGACUGUGGGGCCAACUCAAAAUGUCCGCCGACUUAUCCAUGAAUUUAUUUGGCUGUUUAAUCUUCAUGUAAAAUCAAAGCAAAUGACAAAAGUGACUAGUCUCGUUGUAGUUACAACACCUGCUCGCUAAAAAUGAACUAAUAUGUCACAGUUACGGCAAUUUCCCUUUGCUGGCUUUAAUCCAACCGCAUGGUUGAGACCCAGUUAGCCACUUAGCUCCUUUGCUGAAGCGACCAAAGCAUGCUGCUCGCUAACGUAGCCGGCCGCGAUAUUACCACGUGUGAACGCUUUAGUACUAAACGUGCGACUUGAAGGGGGCAGUAGUUCUGUCGUUGCUGGACUUAGGUAUGAUGUAAGCGUCUAGAUCGCAGUAUUUCUAUAUCGACUGUGUAUCACCCAUCGCGUUGUAGAAGCUUCAUAAACUCGAUGCAGAGAUAUUUGGAGAACACAACUUCUCGUGGGAAAGAAGCAUAAUCGCCACUGGCUCAUGGCCUCAGAGUGCAGCUGUCUCUCCCCCCCUCAACUAUCAUGGUCUAUUAAAAGGGUGACGGUUGAGUUUUAAAAAUAUCUACCAAUUAAUGUGUAACCUUGGUUGUUGAUCAUUUGUUUAAAUAUGUGCUUGCUGUCUCUCAUGGCUUAAGGUAUAGUGUAAAAGAGAGGCUUGAACUUUACAAAAUUUCAUUGAUCAUCUUUUUAUCUCAAUCAACUUAGCCAUGGUUGAUAAUUUUCUCUGACGUUUCUUGUUACAGCCACAAAAGUCUUGGGUACAGUCAAAUGGUUCAACGUCAGGAAUGGAUAUGGAUUUAUCAACAGGUAAAUGGCUCCAACCCUUUCUUGUCCACAAAAACCAUGACAACAUCUUUGCUCAUGAGAAGGGACAUCUUGAAUCCUAUUAUAGCUGUUUGGCUUACAGAGCUGGCAGGUCAUUAUACCAGCUUCCCUCUAUGUUGUUGCUGUACUUAUUUAAUCCAUACUCUUAUACUCUUGCCAGCAGUAGUAGUGAGACAUUUUUGUACUCAAAGCACAAGUAUAAAUUGAACUGUGUUUUUGUUUCCUUUUAAAGGAAUGAUACGAAAGAGGACGUUUUUGUACACCAGGUAAGUUUUUUAUCUUAUUUAUAUUCCGCUAUUAAAUGCUCAUGGAAAUUAAUCUUACGUCGUAACUAUCUCUGUCAUUUUAGACAGCCAUUAAGAAGAACAACCCGAGAAAAUACCUUCGCAGUGUUGGAGAUGGAGAAACUGUGGAGUUUGAUGUAGUGGAGGGAGAGAAGGUGAACUGUGCUUUUAUGUAGCUGCUUUCUUCUUGUGUCCAACUGAACACACACUUUACUGUUGUUAUCAUGUCUGUAAUUUCGAAGUGAACCUGUCUUCUAAAAUAAAACUUAUACUAUGUUCAGGGAGCAGAGGCGGCAAAUGUCACUGGCCCAGGAGGCGUAGCAGUCCAGGGAAGUAAGUACGCCGCUGAUAGAAACCGCUAUAGGCGCUAUCCCCGGCGAAGGGGUCCACCCCGUGGUGGAGACUAUCCAGAGAACUACCAGAGCGACGGGGAGGGUGAGCCAGGAAAUGGAGGCCGUGACAAAGGCAGCCGAGAUGGGGGAGAGAGUGCCCCCGAAGGAGACUCACAGCAACAGCAGCGCAGACCAGUUUACCCUGGGAGACGGCGUUAUCCCCCAUACUUUGUACGUAGACGCUACGGCCGCCGGCCCCCGUACACCAACGCACCACGUGGAGAGAUGACUGAGGUACGCUGUCACAGGGCUACUAUCCUGAAGCAGACACCCAGCCGUCCCAUGUUAAAGUCGGGACUUUUAAUAGGUUGAUGUCAUACACAACUCAAAUCCUCUCCUUUUGAAUAGUCACGUGGUUGUGAACAAUAAAUCUUGGUGUAUCGGGGGCUUUGCCAAUAUCUUGCAAAUUGACUUAAAUAAAUCUCUUACCAGUUUUUGAUGGACCUACCUGGUGUUGCACUUCUGUCAGUGUCAACAAGCUGGCCAGUCACAUCACCACUUGAGACCAGAUAUUUCAUCAUUACCUUUUUUGCCUGUAUUGACUUUUUUUAAGUUCUGUGUCAGUUGUUUGUUCCGUUUUUUUCUUUUAGGGAGGUGAGGGUGACGAGGGACAGGGAGGUCCAGACCAGGGCAACAAACCAGUGAGACAAAACUACUACAGAGGCUUCCGACCAAGGUUCAGACCAAGGUUUGCAUGUUGGCUUCAUAAAUGCAGGGCUGCAACAAUUGGAGAGUAAAAGUUCUUUACAGUCCAGAUAGCCCCAGUCUCUACAUCUUAAUUUGACUUCAAUUUACCUGAUUGACAAAUGCCAUCUGUAUUGGCUCUCCCACUUGACAUCACAGGGGUGGUGAGAACAAACAAGUACAAAUUUCCCAGAGAAACUCUCCCUUUUUGCAGCAAAACCUCAGUCGCAGCUGUGCAUCCAAAUGAGCCACGUGUACUUCUUUGUUGCAGAAUUUGUAUUUUGACUUGAGGCUGCAUCCUGUCUAUGUGGCUGUUAUUUUCUCUGCAGUGAAUUCUAUAUUAGUGUUUUUUUUGUUGGUUGCUAUAGCUGAGUGGUUUUAUUAUUUCCAGCAGGGGUCCACCCCGUCCCAGACCGGUGCGGGACGGUGAGGAGGACAAGGAGAAUCAGAGCGGUGAAGGUGGUCAGAACCAACAGCCCCGCCAGCGGCGUUAUCGCCGCAACUUCAACUACCGCCGCAGACGCCAACAGACUGGUGGAAAACCUGGCCAAGAAAAUAAGGAGCCCAAGACAGGAGGUGACCCAUCUGCAGAGAAAACGUCCGCUCCCGAAGCCCAGCAGGGUGGGGCUGAGUAGGAAACAACCUGCCCACCGGCACCUACCAUCUUUUACCAUCGUCCGGGUUAGUAUAUGGCAGAUAUUACUCUGUCCUUAAUAAUUUUAGAUUAAGUUGUGUGAGCAUCUAGGUUUAAACAGAGCCAACAGAACAAUAUUUUUUCCUUUUAAGAUUGUAAUUUUUUUAAGGAGUAUUGCUUGGCUUUUCAUUACCCUUCAGCUCUGUAGUAGGUGAUUCCAUGUGAAAUGUUGUAUGAAAUUUUGAUAAAGCGAACUGUCUGGAAUCUGUGCAGGGCCCAUCCUUUGUUAUCUUUCUUCUACCUGGUGAUGAUUACAUAAUGGUAAUGUCAUCUAUUUUUUAUUUUUUGCAGUUUUUUUGUCAACAAGAAGAAACAUCAAACAAGAUCUGAGCAAUAAAGAUUUGACUUGACGAUCGUCACAAGCUUGCACCAUGCAUUUGACCAGAUUACCACCGAUUGCCUGCAGAAUCUAUGCAGACCUGUUUUUUUUCCAUUAUUUUUAUGUGACAGCAACAAAACAUUUUGGGGAAACAGCAAAUGUUUUUCUAAAUCUAUCCUAAGUUUUUACACCAAAUGGUUUUUAAAGAAAAAAAUGAAAUUUGAUAUCUGGUCAGUUUGACAUUUUUAAAUAACUUUUUAUGUAUUCAAACAUUUUAACAAAAUGCAAGCUCAAAUAAAAGUCAAGAAACCAGAAAAAUGUGUGAAUUUUGUCCUUGAUAUGUAUGAUACACUCAAAACUAACCAAACCCUUGAAUACAAAAUUACAUAUUUGUAGAUAUUAGUUCUCCAACUCGACGAUUGAGAAAUGUAGUCCAUCUUUAUGCAUUAACCAAGUAAAAAAUAGUACAAUUAUACAAGCUGCAUCUUAAAAGGAAAACAUUUCAUCAUAUUGACAAUUCCACAGCUGUCACUUUUCACCUACAUGAAGUUCUACACAGCAUCAUACAACCAUAUUGUGAUGCAUUGAGAGAUGUGAUAGCCUUUAUGAUCAAGUUCUUAAUCCUGAGACUAGGUGACAUGAAAGCAAGUGUAUGUAAUACACUUAAAUAUUGCAUACAAAUUCUGAUUGUUGAUGCAUGUACAGAAUUUAACAUUGCAAUUUAAUAUGUUGAAACUAAAAUUAAACUUUGGGCUACACCUGUGUCAAUUAGAGAUUGGCAAGUCUUAGUGUAAAAUUUACUGUUAAAGUAAAUAAUUGGCAUGUUUCGAGUAUGGGUCACCAGCAGUGCAGUUUCAACCAAAACUAAACAUCACAUCAAUCCUAAAGACGAUUUCAUCAGGAUAAAGCCGAUGGGUUUCUCACACAUUAGUUUCUUUGCGCAGACGCUUCAUGCGUUGCACAUUGUCCUCCAUGGCAGUCGGGUUGGUGAUCUCUGUUGCACAGCUUGCAGGGAACCAGCCUCUCUCUCCAUCUCGCAUUCUCUCCCCAUAACACCAGGCUGCAGCAAAGCAGAGUUCAGAUAAUCUUGUAAGUGCACUCGCAUGUUUUUAUGUUAGUGUGAAAUGACAUAAGUUGUUUAGCUGUUUUUGAUGAAUUGUCAAUGGAGAUGGAGCUACAGUCAACACACGGCAUCACCUUCUUCCUUUUGCAGGACAAUAACAAGUUCAGCCUGUUGCAGCCCCAGUUCAUCAGGCUCCUUAGGCAUGUAGGCUUUUGUGGCUUCAUAUUGCGGCUGACCUGAAACACAGUGCCAUCAUAAAAGACUCAUUAGAGUACUGUUUAACAAUAGUUAAUUUUUCAUUUUGUAACUUUUAAUGGUUCACAAUACUGCUCUGCAGUGAAGAUUUCAGAAUUAUGCUCGCUGCAGUAAAAUGUAUCCUAUACACCUUUUCUUGACUUAAAAAGAGAUACACUAAUUCUCAAAACACACAAAAACACAAAGGUAGUGCUGCCAGUUUUUUAUCAUUUUGAUUGCGGUGUUAACAAAAUACCACAAGGGACUACGAUGACUGUAUUUUUAUCAAGUAAGUGUGGUCAUGAGUGAUAACCAAAAUACAGACCUCUGCCCUGGUAUUCUGUCUUACCCAAGUAUGGAUUAGCAGUGCAUAAGGAGAACCUGUACAACCUAAACUAGGAACCACCUUGUGUUGCAAUACUCUGCUAUGGAUCAGUAACUGUUCACAUGCAUUGUAUGUUUAUAAUUUGAAUAAAAUCAUUUUGUAUA